Messenger RNA from Drosophila nasuta, 758 nucleotides. RefSeq lists its product as uncharacterized. The record is from RefSeq and is a predicted model, not a curated record. The transcript has 2 exons. NCBI's taxonomy places the organism in Eukaryota, Metazoa, Arthropoda, Insecta, Diptera, Drosophilidae. The coding region runs from base 60 to 710 and encodes 216 amino acids.
UUUACAGAAAACCCAUCCCUAAAUUUAGCGUAAAGAAGAAGAAAUUGCAAACAAAAAUAAUGUUUAAUUCAAUUGAAAUUCCUGAUUCUGAAGACGAGAUGCCCGAACCAACAAGAUUAACUGAAAGUGAAAAGUCAGUCAUUAGUGGCACCGAGUCUAAUGAUCCGUCACCGAAAAAACAAAAUGAAUUGUCGGACACCUCCUCCUGUGGAAAGUCAACCGAAUCUCUGUCAUCAAGCGAAGCAAGAGCACAAAUUCGUCACAGAGCACGAAAAACACAGCACACAGUUCGCAAUGGAGUCGAGAAUGAAAUACAAUUCGAAACUAUACCUCUGGAUGAUACUGCUGAUGGCAGCAGUUCGCCACAGUCCAAGGUGCCACGUUUGGAGGACGAUGACAUCAAGUCUGUCGUUGAGAAUAUGUUAGACUCCGAGGAAAUGCAGCAAAUUAUAAAACAAAUUGCUGAGGAGCGAGUGCGUUGCAAUUUUUUACUGGCUAGCUAUCACCUGCCUGAUAUGAGCUUUAGGCUAAACACAGACUUGGCGGUUUUAAAACAUCAAUUCCGGGAACGACUCAAGAAAUACAAGGUGGAAAAUGCUUCAGCUGCUGGAACAUCAAAGGCAAUAGCGAAUCAAUCGAAUGAGGUCAAAGCAACGGCAAAUUCAUCGAGUAUUACAUCGCAAACAAAAGUAGGUUAUAAUAGUAAUUAGUCAAUUGUAUUUAACAAAAAAGUAUUCUAUUAAAUGCAUAAGUAUCUU